Molecule: messenger RNA, 1941 nt
Organism: Dicentrarchus labrax (European seabass)
Lineage: Eukaryota; Metazoa; Chordata; Actinopteri; Moronidae
Product: inositol-tetrakisphosphate 1-kinase-like
Exons: 10
Coding region: 1-1137 (378 amino acids)
Biological process (GO): inositol trisphosphate metabolic process
Cellular component (GO): cytoplasm
Molecular function (GO): magnesium ion binding; inositol-1,3,4-trisphosphate 5-kinase activity; inositol-1,3,4-trisphosphate 6-kinase activity
Source: RefSeq, a predicted model, not a curated record
AUGAAUGGAGAGGAGCGGGGCAGCGGCGGAGACAUCCCUCUGUCCGGCUGUCUCUGCGGUCACUCAGCUGCUGCUGGCCCCCGCACACACAGCCAAAUGUCAGGCCGCAGGGUUGGCUUCUGUCUCAGCCAUAAGAAACGCAGGAGGAUGAACCUGGACGCGUUUGCAGACUUCUGUGCGGGCCAUGGAGUAGAAGUGGUGGAGAUUGACCUCACCCAGCCACUGGUACCCCAGGGACCCUUCGACGUUAUCGUUCACAAGCUGUCUGAUGUCAUCGUGGAGGCUGAGCAUGACAGCCAAUCGCAGCAGCUCCUUGCCAACUUCCAGAGUUAUGUGUCAGCUCAUCCCAGUACAGUUAUUCUGGACCCUCUGCCCGCCAUGACCCAGCUACUAGACCGCUUUGCUUCUUAUCGGAUCAUGAGCAAGCUCCACAAUUCACUCCGAGACUGGCGUAUCUGCAGUCCGCCUUACCUAGAGAUCAACAGUGCCAGUGACCUGUCAUCCAUUCAACAGGCUGUGAUGACCCAGGGCCUAAGCUUUCCUCUCAUUUGUAAAACCAGAGUGGCACACGGCUCACUUUCCCAUGAGAUGUCUCUGAUCUUCAGUGCAGGGAGUCUGGCUGAUAUCCAUCCUCCCUGUCUGCUCCAGAGCUUCGUCAACCACGGAGCUGUUCUGCACAAGGUGUUUGUGGUUGGAGACAGGCACUUCUACGUAGAGAGACCCUCGCUCAAGAACUUCCCCUCCGGUCCCUGUGACCGGAAAACCAUCUUCUUCAACAGUCAUCAGGUGUCAAAGCCAGAGUCAAGCUCUGAUCUCACAGCUUUGGAUGAGCAGAUGCCCUGCCUGCCUCCCCCCAGCUCCGAGGCCGUGGCCGCCCUGGUCAAAGAGCUCCGAGUUCAGCUUGGCAUGGCCUUGUUCGGCGUGGACGUCAUCAUCAACAUACACACACACACUCUCACCGUCAUUGACAUCAACAUCUUCCCAGGCUAUGAGGGAGUGCCCCUGUUUUUCUCCUCUCUGCUCAGCCACAUUGAGUAUGUGUUGGACAAACAAACCUCUGCUGGUCCCCAGGCUACAGGCUCUCCUGAGUCAGCACAGACUACAAGUGGUCCAUCUCCUGCAACAACUGGCCUUUGAGUCACCUCAGGAACAGAUCGCAGGUUGUUCUGUGUUUCAUCAGCUUCCUAGGACAAAUAAAGUCAUCGGCACCGGCUUUUUCCCUGUUUCGUUGGGGCCAAACUCAGCUGUUUCUAAGACUUUGCUUCAAUUGUAAGAAGUUAUUUAUUCGUAAUUUGUUAACAUGACUUGAUCCUAAACUGUAUCUCCUGUAAAUCACACUAAUGAUUUUGUACUGUUAAGUGAUUCUGCUCUCUUUACAAGUCGACAAACCAAACGACAACACGUAACAGUUUAAUACAUUUUGCGUUUAUUGAUUGACAAGUAGCAUAGAAGAAGAUACAGCAGGCACAAAAUACAGCACUCUGACUGGCCAGUAAUAUUACAAGUGGUGUUUUGUUAUAAUUUUUCUUUCCUGUUGUUCGAAAUGUCCUCUAUGCCCUUGUGUCACCCCCCUGCAGACAUUUCCUACGUCUUUCUUGCUGGUUUGUAAGAUACAUUUUGUGGAAAUAUUUUUGCACUUCUAUAGAAAAAAGAAAACUACAGUACAUCAAUUUUUCAUUUAUUCGCAAGGGAACAAACAUCUCAUCUUUGGAAUAGACAAUAAUGAGCUCAUCAGUGUUGACUGAUCAUAUGUGUUAUAUUUAUACUACGUGUUUACACAAGUCGACCGGCUACUUUGCCAGUGUUGAAAUACAUAAAUGUAUUGUAAAUCUUGGCUGUGUAGAAAAAGAGAGAUUAUAUCUGCUGUAUGAGUACUAUAUGAUGCAUUUUGAAUACAUAUUUAAAUAUAUUAAAUAAUUCAUUAUUUGGCUAAUUAUUGCA